AUUAAAAGAUAUUAUCGUCUGUAAAGGAGAAUCCAAAAAAAAAAAGAUCUUAGGCGAAAAACUGAAAUAAAAUAAAAAAAAAGAAAAUGAAAACCCGAUAGCUGAAGCACACAGUUCAUUAUCGCUCUCUCAGAGAACAAAACCCUAGAUUUUGGGUCAAUGAAUUUCAGGUAAUCAUGAAUCGAUGAUUGAUCGUGGUAGAGCAUAGCAAAUAAUAAUAAGAAUAAAAAUGUACAGAGAGCGAGGGAUAAGUGGGUCGAAGAUGGAAGUGGUGGUCGAUCGGAAACGAAUCAACGAUGCUCUUGAUAAGCAUAUUGAACGAUCUUCUCCUUCUACUUCAACACUAAUCAAAGGCAAGGAUUAUAAGUCUUUUCUCGUAGGGAAGCAGCAUCAACAACAAUCUCAACCGUCUGAUUUUAACGAUGAUCCAUUCUCCAAAAACAACAACAACAACAACGCCUCUGAUGAGGCAUCUGAAACAGACAGUGAAGAAGAGUCAGAUGUGAGCGGUUCUGAUGGGGAUGAUGACACAUCUUGGAUCUCAUGGUUUUGUAAUCUGCGUGGAAAUGAAUUCUUUUGUGAAGUUGAUGAUGAUUACAUUCAAGAUGAUUUUAACCUCUGCGGUUUAAGCAGUCAAGUUCCUUACUAUGACUAUGCCCUUGAUUUGAUUUUGGAUGUUGAAUCCUCUCAUGGGGAUAUGUUUACAGAGGAACAGCACGAACUAGUUGAAUCAGCAGCAGAGAUGCUUUAUGGUCUGAUUCACGCCCGAUACAUUUUGACUAGCAAAGGGAUGGCAGCUAUGCUGGACAAGUACAAGAACUGUGACUUUGGGAGAUGCCCAAGAGUUUACUGCUGUGGCCAACCUUGCCUUCCAGUUGGUCAGUCAGAUAUUCCUCGGUCAAGCACUGUCAAAAUAUGUUGCCCUAGAUGUGAAGAUAUUUACUACCCGCGAUCCAAAUAUCAAGGUAACAUUGAUGGAGCUUAUUUUGGAACAACAUUUCCUCACCUGUUCUUGAUGACAUACGGGCACCUCAAGCCACAAAAGCCGUCACAGAGCUAUGUUCCAAGAGUAUUUGGGUUCAAGUUGCACAAACCGUGACAGUGAAAGUUGGAAGCUUCUUCGGCUGAGAGUUUGGAAUGUUAAAUUUCAGAAGAGAAUCAAUAUCUUAUGUUCAAGUACCAGAAAGAAAAUAUGCAAUCAUGUUGAGGAAGUAGUCUUCAGAUUUUAGUUUCUUAAAAAGUAGUUUAGCUUCUUUCAAUUCUCAAAGUUGCAAAUUAGCAACUUUGUCUUUUCUUUCGUAAAGUAAUUUUACUUACAUCUCAAUUAGCAUGAGAGGGAGAGAGAUACUGGCAGUAUUUCAAAACUUUGUCCUGAGAUACUAUAAUUUUGUAAUGCUCUGCUUGGUGGUUGCUUUAUUCUAAGCAAAUGAAUUUUAUGUUAAUACGUUAAAUGUUGUUAGAGCACUGAGAUUUUUAUAUUA
This is a messenger RNA of Ricinus communis (castor bean), 1481 nucleotides long. Its product is annotated as casein kinase II subunit beta-1. NCBI's taxonomy places the organism in Eukaryota, Viridiplantae, Streptophyta, Magnoliopsida, Malpighiales, Euphorbiaceae. Gene Ontology annotation, molecular function: protein kinase regulator activity. The record is from RefSeq and is a predicted model, not a curated record. The coding region runs from base 230 to 1099 and encodes 289 amino acids. The transcript is spliced from 5 exons. Gene Ontology annotation, cellular component: protein kinase CK2 complex; cytoplasm.